UUGCCGCAGUUAAGCGGGGUGAUUCCAGCCGCGGCCGAAGCUGCUGGCCAGCUGAGCACCAGUGCCUGUCACCAGCUUUCUGAAUGCGCGCAGACACCUCGCGGGUCUGCGUGCGGGGGAGGGGGCGCGGUGCAGCUGGCUCAGGGUGAUUCAGUCACAGCGCGAGGAGCCGGGCUGCUCCGUGCCCCUCGUCCAGCCGCAGAGAAAGGCAGCGGAAGGCCCUCGCUUCUCCCCACUUACCGGGCUCCCUGCUUGGGCCGGCGGCGGCCCUGUGGCGAAGGGAGGCGGCAGGCGGGCGGGGGCCGCACGUGGCGGCGGGCCGGGCGCGCGCGGGGGCCGCGUGCGGCGGCGCGUGACGGGCGGGGCGGCGCCGCGGCCGCCUCCAAUAAAACGGCUCUGACCCUCCCUGCGCCUCCCUCGUCUCUGGGCUGGGCGGGCGCCUCACGCGGCCGCGGCGUGUGGGAGCGGGGCGGCCGCGUGCCGCGGCCCUUACGUAACGGGCGGCGCGGGGCGGCCGCGCGCGGGGGGCGGGGGCCGGGGGCUGCGGGCUGCGGGCUGCGGGCUGCGCUCCGCCUCGUCGCGGCCGGGGGAGCGGCGGGGCCUGCGGGCGGCCCGCUCGGAAACCGGCGCUGGCGCUGCCCGGCGGGCCCGCCGCCCGUCCCGGCCCGCCUCGGCCGGAGCAGAAGACUCAUGAGAUCCUCCCCCUGUGUGGAAAGUAGAAGGGUCUGAACUUGUUGCUGAGCCAGGCUAUGGUGUUCCGUGUCCCGGUGUUGUCAGAUUUUACUGACCGGAGAUGAACCUGAGCAAACUUCAAGGCAGCAGCUCGGAACACAGCGUGAAUUGGUCAGCAACUGCUACUGCUGGCACUGGAAAUGAGCAGGAGGAGGCCUUUAACCCUGCUGAUUUAGGGAAGCAGGAGGAUGGACAUCAGGAGGAUGCAAAGAUGUACUGCAAUACGUGUAUGGGAGCAAACUCCAGCAGGAAACAGUUGAACCGACCAAAAUCCAGUGGAACUGAUUUCUGCAGCCAUGAGCCAAAUGGCAGCUCAGCUGGAAGUUUCAGGAGGCAAAGCAAAGUUAACAGUGAACAGCUGAACUGGAGCCAGUCUCACAGAGAUAAGAUGAUGACGAUGAUCCAAGAAAUGAAAAGGUGUUUGCCUGAAGAAAAAAGGAGUUCCAGCAAGCCCAGUACUAUCAGUGCUCUCAACUAUGCCUUGCAGUGUGUCCAACAGGUCCAAGCAAACAGUGAAUUUUUCCAAGCUGCAAAUGACCGAAGAGUGUUUCAGACAGAUGUGAUCACGUACAGCAUAGACGAGCUGGUGGCAGUUGCAUCUGAACACACUCCAAAAAACACUGACACCUUUGUGGCUGUGUUUUCCUUGCUUUCUGGGCGAAUAGUGCAUAUUUCUGAUCAGGCAGCAUCCAUUCUAAACUGUAAGAAAAAAAUGUUGGAUUCUUCCCGGUUUGUAGAGCUGCUUGUCCCUCAGGAUGUUAGCGUGUUCUACACGCACACUGAUCAGUCCCACUUGCCACUUUGGAACAUAGAAAGUCAAACAGCUUCUCUGUAUGAAUAUGCCCAGGUGAAAUCCUUUUUCUGCAGGAUCAGGCCUGGUAAAGAUCAAGAACAAGAAAUGCGUUGUUACCCCUUCCGAAUCACCCCAUACUUGGUCCAUGUGUGCACUUCUGCCCACAUGGAUGCAGAAUCCUGCUGUUUAGCUUUGGCUGAGAAAAUUCACUCUGGAUAUGAAGCUCCUCGAAUUCCUAUGGAAAAAAGAAUCUUCACCACCACUCACACCCCAGGAUGUGUUUUUCUUGAGAUAGAUGACAGAGCAGUGCCUCUGUUGGGUUACUUACCUCAAGAUUUAAUUGGAACAUCCAUACUGAUGUAUUUGCACCCAGAAGAUCGUCCUUUGAUGAUUGCUGUUCACCAGAAAAUCCUGAAGUUUGCUGGCCAGCCCCCUUUUGAACAUUCACCUAUUAGAUUUUGUACUCAAAAUGGAGAUUAUGUCGUACUGGAUACCAGCUGGUCCAGUUUUGUGAAUCCGUGGAGCAGGAAAGUAGUGUUCAUCAUUGGCCGACACAAAGUCCGAACAAUUAGUACUGAAAUUCUGUUGACUUUCUGUAGAAGCCCUUUGAACGAAGAUGUUUUUGCUGCAAGAAGUAAAGAAAUGAGCAGUGUUGAGAAAGAGAUAAGAGAAUUGCAAGGACAAAUUUACAAGCUUCUCCUGCAGCCAGUUCAUAGCAGUGUUUCUAGUGGUUAUGGAAGCCUUGGUAGCAAUGGCUCUUAUGAACACUAUAUCAGCAUAGCAUCUUCAAGUGACUCCAAUGGGAAUUGUGCAGAGGAGAUACAAGAACCAAUGACAUUGCAGCAAGUAUGUGCAGAUGUCAACCGAAUAAAGAGUCUGGGACAACAACUGUAUAUUGCAUCAAAGAGCAAGCCACAGAAUGGAAAUGAACAAACUACAAGUUCAGAAAUGCUAGGAGGGAAAAGGCACACUGCUUCCUGUUUUCUCCAGGCAUUGAGAAGUGAUAGCACUGAAGAACCAGGCAAUGCAUUUUACGAUGAUUCAAAGAAGACUCCACAUGUUCCAUCGUAUCAGCAGAUCAAUUGCGUUGAUAGUAUCAUCAGAUAUCUAGAGAGCUGCAGUAUUCCAGCCUUGAAAAGGAAAUGUAAAUCUACAAAUUCAUCAUCAUCAUCUUCAGAAGAUGACAAGCAAGCCCAGCAAAGCCAGAAUGAAGUCAAGGCACUGGAAGUUAAUUCCCAGACUCCAAUAUCUGCUGACCUGGAAGAGACUUCGAAAGAGCAGGCGGCCGCAGGCACGGUGGGAACUCCUCUGUUGGACCUGACUCUGACCAGCAAGGCUCCAAGUGUGGUGUCUGUCACCAGCCAGUGCAGUUACAGCAGCACUAUAGUGCAUGUUCCACACCCUGAGUCAGAAGUGACUACAAUGGAGGAUGCCACUGUUGGAAGUGAACACAUUGAACUGCCUCCUGUGAAUGCUCAGAGUCUCGUUAUGGUUCCCGAGGAAUUAAAGCCAAUUGGGCUAACAAAAGAGACGUUGUCAGCCCAUACUCAGAAGGAGGAGCAGAACUACGUUGACAAGUUCCGCCAGAAGAUUUUGCUGUCUCCAUUUAGGACUUAUCUCCAACAGGGGAGCAGAAGUAACAAUGGACAUUCCUGUGGUCAAGGAGAUUCCCCUUCAAAGCAGAUGAGCCCAGCUAGCUGUAAAAAAGGCAAACACGGAAAAUUCAAGCGCCAGAAACCUCAGAGACAGUCCUCAGAUAGCCAUUCUUCUAGUAAAAAUAGAAAUAGUCUUCCAUGUGAGAAGAGAACAAUUCAGAAACGGUCGUUCUCUCCCUCAGAAGUGUCCUGUCUGAGCCUCUCCAGUACAAAUGCAUUUCCUCCUAUGGGAUUUCCUGUCUGUUCUGAUCCACUAGCCAGUUUUCCAGCCUUUUCUGUAGGAGAGGAGCUUUCCCUUCACUCACUAAAACCUGAGCCUAUGUCAUCAUCACAACUAUGCUGUGAAGCACAGUCAUUCCCAGCAUUUUCUGCCCCAAACGUGGGCACGUUUAUGGCUGUAUUUUUUCAUAGUUUCCCCAUGUAUACUCAGAUGCCUCAGUCUGGCUUUCUUCCUACCCCUCAAUAUGCUUAUUCCUCCUCUUCAUAUCCAUGCACUACACUACCUGCAGCUCCCUCUCCCUCUGCUCCAUCACCAGUAGCACUGAACUCUGUGCAUCAGCCCUUUCUAGCCUCUCCUACCAUGUCCACUGAAAAACAGCAAGAGGGCCACAGUGACCAGGCCCCACUGCUUAGUAGCUCACAGAGCAGCUCCCCACUUCAGCUGAAUUUGCUUCAAGAAGAGCUGCCAAAACCUACGGAGCUUCCCAUUAGAACCGAUGCUAAAGCACUUGUGGAGGCAAAAUGUGACAAUGAUCCAGAAGCUAGUGGUAACAAUGGUAGCCUCUGUCCUUCUAGUGAAUUCACUGACCUCUCGCUGCAUGAAGACUCACAGUCGGGUACUGGUUCAGCAGCAUCAGGCAGUGGAUCAGCUGUAUCUAGUUUUUUAGGCUCUGGUUCCAGUGAGACUUCUGGUUGUGGCACAGCAGGUAGCAGGAAAAGCAGCAAGUACUUUGCCGGUAAUGAUUCUUCUGAAGCUUCCAAAGAGGAGAAAAAUCAGGAAGCAGAAGAAAAAGGGACAUCUCAUAAAUCCAAGCAUGAAUCAGCCUGGGUGAUGAUGGAUAACAUACCUGAGCAGGUUCUGAUGACGUAUCAAAUGCCUAACAGAAUUAAAGAGGAGGUUUUAAAGGAGGACCUGGAGAAGUUGAUAGUCAUGCAAAAGCAGCAGCCUUGGUUUACUGAGGGGCAAAAGAAGGAGCUGGCAGAGGUGCACUCAUGGAUACGGACCCAGACUGUCCCACAACAAAUCAACACCCAAGGCUGUGUUACGUGUGACAUCAGGGAAGCGAGUCGUGAGGCUCCAAUGGCUGAUGACCAUAUGGAGGACAAGGGAAAAUCACCUCCACUCUUGCGAUGCUGAAGACUUCAGCACCUGUGUCAGUAAAACUGCUUGGUAUAAUUUACACUCUCUUUUCCUCUGGCUUUGCUACAUACAAGCAGUGGAUCUAUCCAGAUGUCUUUUCCCAACAUGAGCAGUCACAUGUGUGAAACUGUCUUUCUUCAUUACACCCCACCCUCAGCAUGAUUUUGAAGACCCUGGCUGGGAGGCGGUUUCCCUUCCUGACUUCACAAACUUGACACAGAAUGGGGUGUGUUUGUAACUUUUGAUCACUUGGUGAUAAGAAAAAUACAAAGUGGUUUUUUUCUUUUUUCUUUUAACUCGGCAGGUGAGAGUAUGAAAAGAUGCACUUGUUAAGAACCUACACUGAUGUAGCCCUAACAGAUCAGAGCGUGUUUAUGCUCCAGUAAAGUAGAUGUGUUAGUAGCAUUGAAUCCAUAAACCACAUAAUGCUCUUUAUUGUUAUUUCUUCAACAUUCAAAGGUCUAAGCUGAAGAUCCAAAUACUCUCAGGCUCUAAAAUCUCUGUAGCUGCUUCUGAAAUCCAGUAGGCUUGUUUAUGAGCAACUGAAAAUUGGCCAAGUUAUUCUGCAUCAAAAUGCCUUUUUCCAACUUGUGCCCUUCAAAAAAAAAAAAAAAAAAAAAAAAAACCUGAAGUGAGAAGAAGCAAAGUUAUUCCCUGUGUUUUCAUGUUAAGUAUAUUAGUACCAAAUUGUUUCAUAGCUUUUGCCUUUAAAGCUGUCUCUCUCAUGUUAGGUUUUAAAAAUUGAGAUAAUUGGUUUGCAAAUCCAUUCGAGCUUAUAUUUUAAUUCCUCCGUUUUGUUUCCAUUGUAUUGAUGCCAAAAAAGAGAUUAAACUUAAUUUCUUCUGCUUUCUUGAGAAGUCACGUAUCAUGGAGACAAACUUUGACAUCCAACUGCAUGUUUACUGUGUCUUAUCACUGUCAGCUUCCUGUACAAGUUUUAACCUCUUUCUUCUUGAAACUGGAGUCUCCAGCAGUUUGAAUCCAUGGAGAAAAACUAGGUUUAUGCAUAAAGUGUUUUUUUUCCCUUCAGAAAGCAGUAGUCACUUUCUCUUUCAGUAUGUCGUCUUAAGGCUUCUAGCUUAAUGGUUGAUGUUUCAAAGUGCUCUUCAAACAAGACACUCUUCACUCACUGCGAUCUGGUAAAUUUUGUCUGGCCUCCACUUUGUUUUUCAGAAGCUGGAUGUAGUAAUGCAGAUUUUUCCUGCUGAUAUUAUUAAUCACCUUAGCCUUCUAAACAGUUUUAGAAUGUAACACAUCAUCCACCUUUUUAUUCUGUUUAACCCUUCCUUUUCUGCUAUGUGAAGGUGUUCCUUAACAUUGAAGUUUAUUUCAGUUUCAUUUAGUAGCAAGCUUCAAGUAGUUGGGCAGUAAGUUAAGAAUAGUGGUUGAUCUGCAGAUGCUUGAAGGAAAAUGGUUUUGUUACUUUUUUUAAAUCAAUUCAGUGAAAAUCCUUCGUAUUAAAUUUGAUUUCAAGGGAAGUCAUUUUUAAAAAACUUAAGUUUCCAAGACUGACUAGACUCAGGCAGUGUCCUUCUGAUUUCUACAGUACGGUUGCCUGCUUUUGUACUUACUGUUUUAUACCCUUAAACUCCAUUUCUUUAUUUUGCUUUCAAUUACUUCAGUUUGAACCUUUUUUUCCUGAAGUGCUGCAAAUCAGCAGAGAUCCACAUAUUCUCAGUACUUUUGUGUGUUUGAAUUUUAAAUACUUUUUUAAAAUAAAAGACUCUGAUAGGUGCUUAAAUAUAGCAGUUUAUUUACCCCAGUAGGAAAAUCUGGUCAAUAUCUUACUCCCUUUCCUAUUUUUCAGCACUUCCCAGAUGUGGAAUGAUGCUUUAUUAACCCCACUGCCCAAAAGAUUUGCUCUGAAACAUUUAAUAAGAGGCUGUAUUUAUAUGUUCUUUUCUUAACUGGGAAACUUAUUAAUCAACUUUCCUGCCAGCUUAAACUGAUGCAAUUGAACCCGCUGUAGUUAGUUGUACUUUAAUUAAAGUGACCGCUUUAAUACAUCUUGAGACUUGGUGAAACAGAUUAAUUUGGACAUUCCAAGUAAGGAUAGCUGUCUUCCUCAAAAUAGUUUAGAAGUAUAAGCUAGAAGGAAAGUUUAAAUAAUCAACUCUCUUGCUGUAUGCUAUUUCCAAUGUAUAUUUGUUGAGGGGGGAGAAAAUGAGAUGGUUUAUGAUGUCUUAGGAGGCAUGCAUGUCCCCCAUUUUAUAAAAGAAUAGAGCUUAGUAUGAAAUGAUACACACCUAAUGCUCAAAUAGUACUUUUCAUUUAUAGGCCUGUAAACAUGUCAGAAAGAUGAGUAAGAAUAGUUAUCCCUGUUGUAUAAAGAGAUAGAUACACAAUGGACUUGCACACAUGCAUACCCCUAGUUCAUACCAAAAUGAGUAGAAUUCGGGGAUCUUCAGUCACUGUAUCCUGUUCUGUCUUUGCUACAGGUGUUCAAGAUUCUGACAUGUACAUAGAAACUUAAUUAUAUUAAAUAAUUUUUUAUUUGAGAAUGUUAACCCUUCCUGUACUAUGUACUACUCUGAAUCUGUGCCCAGUACAUAGCAACUGAAAUCCUAGACAGUGUUUAUAAUGCUGUGAGCGUUAUACUCUGAGACUGCAUAUAAUGUAGACUUAUGCUUCUGGGAGUUUCAAAGAUCCCGGCUAAAUCUUAGGUGCGAGAUUCCUUGCCUGGGGCUACACUAACUGUGGAUUACAGAAGAAAUGGUGUGGGAGAGGAAUACAAGAGGAAUGAAGAGGUAGAACAAUGCCCUCUGUGAAUAUGAAACUGAAAUGUAUGCCCAAGAAUGCACGCAGUCUUGAAUGGAAAAACAGAUUUAGGACAAAAACCUGCUUCCCAGGCUGCUCCUUACCCUACUGGAACUGCAACAUCUUGCAAUCAAAUGCCUUAUCUCAAGUCUUCUGGGAAGGACUUGUUAAAAACUUUGUUUCCAUAGUUUUCAGGAAUUGAUGGUUUUUACUUGAGCUUGUAUUAAUUUUCCAGUCUUUGUAGUUUGCCAGAAUAGUCUUAUGUGAGAUCCGUUCUGAUCUGAAAGACAAACAGAGUAAAUACUGCAGCCAUGUUUGUACACUUCAGUUUAGUUUAUAGGGCUUUGUUUUGCUUGCCAUAAUGAAAAUGUUGUAAAUGGUUUAGAGUUUCUUAGGUAGUCACUUUUUUAAUGUUCUAAAACUAAUGAUGUUGCUAUUGAUCAAAGGGAAAACACACAAGGACAGUAAUGGUGCAAUUACUACCCCCUGUGGGGGUAUCAGCAGUUUGGAAAUUCUUGGUGGAUUUGGCUGGCAAAAUUUUUUUUUUGUUGUAUUCAUAAAUGUAUGUUUAAGUUUAAAAAAGAAUGAGUUGAUGUGUAGAUGUUUUCAUGGCAUUGCUAUGAACAGGAGGGACCCCAGUUUAUAUCUGUAGCAUGUGGUUUAAAAAUUCACUGAAAAAGAAAUGUGUUGCUAAGCUUAUUCCUCAGCUGAAUUAGGUUUUAAAUUGCGAUUUGAAUGAUUUUUUUACAUCAGUUGAUAGGACUAUUUUGUUGAAAUAAUGUUCAGCUGUGGUUGAAUUUAAAGUUUUGAUUUUAACUGUAUAAUUUAAAGGAGGCUCUGUUUUUUAUAAAUAAAACCAGAAAAUACUGUGUGAAGAA
Molecule: messenger RNA, 8175 nt
Organism: Dromaius novaehollandiae (emu)
Lineage: Eukaryota; Metazoa; Chordata; Aves; Casuariiformes; Dromaiidae
Gene: PER3
Product: period circadian regulator 3
Exons: 22
Coding region: 794-4537 (1247 amino acids)
Biological process (GO): negative regulation of transcription by RNA polymerase II; entrainment of circadian clock by photoperiod; circadian regulation of gene expression
Cellular component (GO): cytoplasm; nucleus
Molecular function (GO): transcription cis-regulatory region binding; transcription corepressor binding
Source: RefSeq, a predicted model, not a curated record